This is a messenger RNA of Biomphalaria glabrata, 9697 nucleotides long. RefSeq names its product multiple epidermal growth factor-like domains protein 8. The record is from RefSeq and is a predicted model, not a curated record. The coding region runs from base 153 to 9044 and encodes 2963 amino acids. The transcript is spliced from 38 exons. Lineage: Eukaryota; Metazoa; Mollusca; Gastropoda; Planorbidae. Gene Ontology annotation, molecular function: calcium ion binding; protein binding.
CUAUAAUUAAAGCAAAAAUGAUCAAGUCUAAGCAGUAGAAGAAAAAGUAAACAAAAAGAUUAAGUGAGGACAUCUAUUUAAUUAAUUCCCAUGAAAGACUUAUAAAAUGUGAUGAUGUUAUGAGGGAGCUGUACUAGGACAAUAAUGCCUACAUGAUGACUGUGAUCAGCCUAUUCAUUGGGCUGUAUCUACUGUCUAUAUUUCUACUUCAAGGAAUUCAUUGCUUAAGGAAUGAUAUCUGUGCAGGGCGUACAAUUUUGCAUAACAGAUCAGGAGUUAUCACAGAUGGGCCAAAAAAUUACACAGAAUAUUUAAAAUGUGAAUGGCUCAUUAAUGCAGGUGGUCCUAACAGGACCAUUCACCUGAGAUUUGAAAACAUGACAACAGAAUGUUCCUUUGAUUUCCUGUUCAUCUAUGAUGGAAAGUCCUACAAUAGCCAUCUCAUAGCCUCACUCAGUGGUGACAGUCAUCCUGAAGACGUCACUGCCUACUCUGGGCAUAUGCUGAUUUAUUUGUUCAGUGAUCGCAACUAUGUCCGGCUUGGGUUCUAUGCUCACUACGAAGUUGUUGAUUGUCCAUGGAACUGCAGUAAACGGGGAGUUUGUAGAGAUAAUGUCUGUCACUGUAAUGCUGGCUUCAGUGGGAGAGGCUGUGAGGUGGCUAACUGUCCAGACAACUGUGGACAGCAUGGGGAAUGUGCCUUUGAUGCUCACAAACUGCAGUAUUGCCGUUGUAAUGCAGGCUACGUUGGCCACAAGUGUGAUGUGCCCAUCAGCAGCUCUGGAGUCAGAGGUCACUGGUACAGUGUUCAUAAUUCCACGGAUCAAAGCUUCCCACCCCGCACUGCUCACACUUCAGUCUACGCCAACAGAUGUAUAUGGAUGUUCGGAGGAUUCGAUCUCAACCAUGUGCUGGAUGAACUCUGGAGGUUCUGCUUGUCAAAGAACCUUUGGGAAAAUUUAACCCGUAAGCUCAAAAUGGGGGAAGUGCUUUGGCCCAGCGGCAGGAGCGGCCAUGCCAUGGAUGCUUAUGGGGAGGGCUUCUACAUUUUUGGUGGUCUCCUCAAUAAUGGAUCACACAGCAACGAGUUGUGGUUCUUCAACAUUUCUUCUAUGACCUGGGCUCUUUGUGCCAACGAAAGUGGCAUUAUGCCAGAGAAAGUGACUGACCAUACGUUAACCACAGCUGAUGAUCAUUUGUUUGUCAUCGGUGGUAAAACUGAAGAGAGGGUAUACAUUGAUACCAUAUACAAGAUAUCGGCAGAAAUGCCUGAACAGUGGGAGCAGGUCUCGGUGAAGGGUGGCAGAUAUCCCACCAAGCGUUUAGUAGGUCACAGCACCUUGUACCACAAACAUUCGCGAUCACUGAUAGUGUUCGGUGGGUACAAGCAGGAGACAGCUCUUUUCAGUGACCGCUCCAACAUCAUCCAUGUCUUCAGCAUAGAUGACCUCUACUGGUCCCAGCUGCACAAUUUUAGAUGGCAUAAAGAUUUCAUUCCUAGAGACAGGGCUUACCACUCAGCUGUGCUUGUGGGGAACUACAUGGCUGUGUACGGAGGGAACUCUCAUAAGCACGAGGAGCUUGAAAUAUGUUACAGCAACGAGAUUCAUUUUUACCACUUGGGUUGUCAUCUGUGGCUCAAUCACUCCUACUUUAGCGCAAAUACUUCUACUGGAAGGAUACCAUUGAAAGGACGAUUCGGUCAUACAGCUGUUGUUGCUAACGGCAACAUUAUGUUUAUAAUGGGAGGCUAUUCCGGAAAGGUUUUAGGAGAUCUUAUUGCUUACAAGGUUCCAUCUGCAAUUGCUGACUAUGAGUGUUCCUCUGAAGAUGAAACACUUUGCCAGAGUGAGAAACUUGACAUUCAUUUCAGUGACAGUGAUCACUGUCGGAAGUAUGACAGUCAAGUUUGUUUGGAAGAUCCUGAGUGCAUCUUUUGUAACACCUCACUCUCUGACACAGAGGGUCCUGUCUGUUUACAUCGUACGCUUAAGGAGCAUUGUGUGGGUCCCAUCUCUGACCCUCCUGACAGAUGCCCUGGCAUAUGCCCAUCACUUCACACAUGUGGUGCCUGCAUCAGCCAAGGUAAAGGUGUUAGAGUGACCAGUGAUAUCCAGCGUAAACAUGUCUACCUUCAGCAGUGUAGUUGGUGUGUCAAAGAGGCUCAAUGUCAGACCAGAUCAUCUCCAGCGGGUACUUGUAGAUCUGCCAAUGGCACAGUGACUGGUGUUGUAGGCUGGUGGGGUGGACUGAGUGCUAACCUGACUAGUAUAAUCCAGUGCCAGACGGAAGACUUCCCAGCAGGUCUUCAGUUUGUCAAGUACAGAGAGCCAGCUAAUUACACAUAUCCUGAUGAGCUCAACAUUCACCGCAGAACUGUAGGCACCAUGGGAUAUAUUGUAGGUAAACGUAUUGAGCAUGUGUAUUUUCUGACCUCGAAGUUCCUUGGAUUCCUGCACCCACUCAAUGCUCAGCCACCUGCCAAUGAGAACUUGACACUCUUUCUGUCCCUGCAGCAUGCUAAGGCUCAAUUGUAUUUGUCUUCAGAUGACUCGCCAGCAGGCUUGGAAUCUGUCAUUAAGAGAGAUGAUGAAGGCAUCAACCUAAUGCUUCAAGCCAAAAGAGCCUAUGGGCGUACAGUUUUUCCAAAUGUCACUCGGGGCUAUAGAUAUUAUCUGGAGCAGACAACUGAACAAGCUGGCUCAACAGAAUUCACCACUGCUGUGACCAUCAGCUGGAAUGGCUACCUGAGGCCAAAUGAAAAUGACAAAUAUCAUGUCAUUACUUAUGAAUUUUUAGAACCAUACAGCAAAGGGAACUGCAGUGCCAGUUACAACUGUUUGGGGUGUCUGACUGAUGCUCUAUGUGGCUGGUGUGAACUUAAAAGAAUCUGCCUGCCUCGUAACGUUAGUGAUGACUCUUGUCAUGAUGGCCCUAGACAUCAGUAUAUGAUAACUUCUCCAUCUGAGUGCCCAGACUGUGAGAGUCAUGUCCAGUGUUCAACUUGUGCUGCUGACCCUCUUUGUGAGUGGGUGAUGGACACUGGUCACUGUACUAGAAGAAUGAGACAUCCUGAGAAAGCUGUUAGAGACAGUGAGAAAUGUCCACCUCCUUGCCAUGAGCGUACAAAGUGUAGCAGCUGUAUAACAUCUGAAAAGGGAGACUGUGCCUGGUGUGAGAACACUCAGCUUUGCUUGCCCUUCUCUGACUAUGUCACGCGCUACAUCUAUGGCCAGUGUACUUCCUGGAUUGAUAUAUCCAAUGCCAACGUCAGCUGUCGUUCCUGCAGAGAGAUGACAACGUGUGACAAAUGUUUAAAAGUCCUUGGUUGUGGCUGGUGUAGCAAUGUGAACAAUCCCCUGCAAGGUGUUUGUAUUGAUGGAGAUUUCGCAAGUGCUAAUAACAAUGAGAGCUGCAGCCAGUACCUGGGGGAUUCUUACAAUGUUACAACUACAGAGCCUUUUGCUUGGUCUUAUGACAAGUGUCCUGAUGUAGAUGAAUGCGCACUUGGACUGCACACCUGUCACCCUAAUGCCACCUGUAAGAAUGUCUAUGGUUCCUACAGCUGUGUUUGUAAUCGAGGAUUUGCUGGAGAUGGAUCAUUUAAAUGUGAUGAGACCUGUUACUACCAUUGUCACAAUGGCCGUUGUUCAGGGCCCCCAGACUUCAAGUGUAUCUGUGACCUGGGCUGGAGCAAUGACAGUUGUGAUGUUAACUGUGGCUGCAACAACCACAGCACCUGCAGCAGUGGUCUGGGCGUAUGUGAUGAAUGUAUGCACAACACUGCUGGCACUUACUGCGAUGAAUGCAAACCAGGAGCGUAUGGGAAUCCCCUGAAACCUGAAGGUUGUCACUUGUGUAAGUGUAAUGGACAUGGCGACCAUAGUCUUGGUGAAUGUAACAGGACAACUGGACAGUGUUUCUGUACAGACAACACUCAGGGCUUUCACUGUGACCAAUGUAGGCCAUCUUACUACGGCAACCCAAGUCUGGGAGGAAAAUGUUAUCUCCGCUGUGACAACAGGAUCUUCCUAACCAAUGUUACCGAAGGGGCGCUGGGCUCAUAUAACGGAAGUGGCAUGGUGGACGGGGGUCACUCUUAUUGCCUCUGGAUUCUGUCUGUGUUUCCAGACAUCUUUUAUAAGGCCAAUGAUGUCAAACCAGUUCCUGUUUUAUCCUUCACCAUUGAGAGUUACGCUGACAUUGAAUGUGGGCAGGCUGUUGUCCAAGUCUAUAGUGGCAUUCCCAGCUUUGUCUAUGGAAAUUCUCGAGAUAGAAUGGAAAGCCAGCGUAUUGGAGAAUUCUGCGGCCAAUCUAUUGAUAGAGACAUCACAAUGUACAGUACCCAGGGAACUAUCACCAUACUCUUUGAGGGAUUCAUAACAAGGUCCAAGAACAGAGGCUUUAAUGCCACCUAUCGUGCUCAUAUCUGCUCUGAACAAUGUCAUGGCAACAACAUAUGUAUCGACGGCAAGUGCAUCUGCAAGGAAGGUUACUGGGGACCAAACUGCACACUGCAAGUCUGCCCAUCCAAUUGCUCAGAAGACAUAGGUCAAGGUUAUUGUCUGAAUGGUAUCUGUGUUUGUUAUCAAGGCUUCACUGGACUGACAUGCUCUCAGAAGAUUAGCUCCAGUGAAAUGAAGCUCCAGCUCAUAACUGACUCCGCCCUAGCCUCGUCACCUCUCUGGCCAUACACUGCCCACAAGGUGUUUGCUGACCAGGCCCAGGGGCCCUCGCCCAGGUCUGGCCACACCCUCACCACAUGUGGUCAGGACUUGAUCUUCUUGUAUGGUGGCUACAGUGGCUCUGAGGGCAUACUGAAUGACAUCUGGGUGUUUAAUGUCUCUGUGAAGACCUGGACUAUGAUUUUACCUCCACUACAAACAAAACCUCAAGGGAGCUACUACCAUGCUGCCGCUUGUAUUCCCUUACUGAAAAUGAUGUACGUGUUUGGUGGACUGAUGAAGCAAGAUGAUGGAGAAGUUGGACCAACCAAUCAGCUGUGGAAGUUUAACAUUGAAUCUCAUGCCUGGACUGAAGACAAUUCUGCUCAGUGGCUGCCUGCUCUAGCCUGUCAUUCACUGACCAGUGUUGGACUGACUAACCUCAUCUUGAUUGGUGGCUUCUCCUCUGAGAACUAUUUCAGUGACAAAGUGUAUGAGUACAAUGCUUCCACGGGGGGCAAGAUGGCGUGGCAAGAACAUAACAAUGGGACAAUGAGAGGUCUGGUGCCAACAGGUGUGUAUGGCCACAGCGCUGUGUUUGACUCCACAUCACACACCAUCUACAUAUUUGGUGGCUACAUCUUCCUGGCUGAUGAGUGGAAACUGAGUCAUCAUCUGUUUGCUUUGGAUGUGAAAGACAAGAGGUGGAGUUUUAUUGACCCAGAGAACAGCAACAAACUUGAGAAUCGUGCAUUUCACACGGCAGUUCACAUGACCAACUUUAUGAUAGUCCUGGGGGGUAUGACAAGCAAUACUGGCUACUCCUCUGAUAUAUUGGUCUACAGAUAUGCAUGCAACACUUGGGUUAAGUUUAAAUUUAUGGAUUAUGAUGAAGAAGAAGAAUUGUUCCCUUUGCCUGUUGAUGGAGUAGCCCUGGAUGCUGUCAUUGUUCAGAACGACAUCUACAUUUUUGGUGGCUACAUUGGUGUGCACAGAGGGACUCUGUUUCAGCUAACCCUCCCAGCUGACCUCUGUCUCCUAGUCAAGGACAGCUUGUGCAACAUACCCGGUUGCCAGAGAUGUUCUGUCCCCUCAGAGACUGGAGAUAAUAAAACUGUUUGUUUGGAUGUAGCUAAAGGAAAUAGAAUGUGUGGAGACCCUCACAGUCGACAGACAUGUGACCUAUCCCAGCAAGCACUUAAGAGAUGUAGUCGCUUUACAACAUGUAGCGACUGUUUGUUCUCACAUCCUCACAUCAAGGAACAGAGUUGUGUUUGGUGCAGUACUUGUCGUCUUGGUCAGUGUGUGCCUCAGAAUGAACAAUGUCCAACACAGGGCUGUCCCCAGUCUGUGUCCAACAUUCUGUCCAACAUUCGAGAAUGUCCAGAGAAUCUGUGUUCCGCCUCUGACUGUAAUAAAUGUGUGCAGCGUAACAUUUGUAUGUGGACACGUCAUUUCCAGUUGUUGAAGUCAAACACAGCUCAUUUCAAUGCCAACCCAAUCUUCUUAUGGAGCUGUAUUCCCAAGAACUUCAAGGAUUCUGCUAUUAGCAAGUAUUUCUAUUCCGAGUCCCAUGAGACUUGCCCAGCCCGCUGUUACACACUGGUCACAUGCGAGGCCUGUCUGAGAUCUAAUGGCAGUGAGGGGGGGUCCAGUGAAUGUGCAUGGAGUGACACUUUACAACAGUGUAUGCCUCCAGCCUAUCUACCGUUGCGUUGUUCACUUGGUGAAUGCCACUUUGUUAGGUCAGGGAGAGGGGCAACUUGUCCAAUCUCUUGUGAGACAUUCGACAAGUGUGCUGACUGCAUAGCCUCCCCUGGUUGUGGAUGGUGUGCGUUUGGUGGGAUGAACGGCCAGGGUGUGUGUAUGCCAGGUGGCAUUAAAGGCCCGAGCAAAAGUGGAAUUUGUUCCGAUGGAAACUUUAGCGGCAAUGAAAUAGUGAAAUCAGAUGUUCACGGUGCUCGUAUCACUCAACACAUCUGGUCGUAUGACAAGUGCCAGCCAGAGAAUGAGUGCAUGAACAACCAUCACACUUGUAACAACAUCACACAGAACUGUUACGACACUCUGGAACACUUCAGGUGUGACUGCAAGGAUGGAUACAUACUCAUUAACAAUAAGUGUGAGCCGGUGUGUCACCAGAGCUGUGUGAAAGGGGUAUGCAUCAAGCCUGACACCUGCCAGUGUGACUUUGGCUAUGUGGGUGAGAACUGCUCUGUGGAGUGCCAGUGCAACAAACACAGUAACUGUAAGAGUGCUAAAGAGCCGGACAAGUGUCUCAAGUGUGAGAAUAAUACAGAAGGAGAGAAAUGUGAGAAAUGUCUUGAAGGUUUUGUUGGUAAAGAAGGAGAAAGAUGUAAGCCAUGUCGGGAGUACUGCUACAACCACACAGACAAUUGUAUGUCUAAGGAGGAUUACAACUACUCUCUGGUUGGAAGCUUGAAGUCUCCCACUGCAAUAGAGAACCCACUGGCCCUUUGUUUUCACUGUGAGCACAACACGACAGGAGAACAUUGCGGUACAUGUAUACCUGGUCACUUCAGGAGAGCCAGUGAGCCCAAAACCAACCCUUGUAGAGAAUGUCAGUGUAAUGGUCACAGUAAUGUCUGUAAUGCUGACACUGGUGAGAACUGCCAAUGCAAGAACAACACGGAGACCAACUGUGAAAAGGAUGUUGAGUGUUGGGCAACACAGUGUGCUAGUUGUAAGGAAUAUUUCUUUGGUAUUCCCACCAAUGGACACCAGUGCUACCGCCAAAUGAAUGUGGACAGAGACUAUUGCUUUGACCCUGACACUCAGAACAACUGCAAUCAGUUUCCCAAAGCUCUACAAACAGGCAAAACAGUUUUCUUUGUGGUCCAACCAAAGUAUCUCAAUGUGGACAUCAGGAUUACUAUAGAUGUUACUUCUGGAAGUGCCGAUGUGUUUUUGUCUAAUAAGAAAGACACCUACCAGGUAUUCAAUGAUGAGUCGUUUCGAAUGCACAACAUCUUCCUUGACAAGAUCUACGCUUCAGGAAGAGCAGGAGAGGUGACUCGGAGAAGUGUGAUGAUGAAUACAGAUGACCUGCUGGAUGAGGACAUGUACCCAAGUCCCACGCCACAUGGUGGUGGCCCUGUUCUGAUUACAGAUAAAGUUCCAGACUUCAUGAAGUUGAAGCCUUCUGAUAGGGACUACUACAAGCUGGCACAGUUUGAGAGUGUCAAGAGGGAUAACUCCCAGACACAAAUGCUCAAGGGUAAGAAAAAAGGCCUUAGCCACUCCAAGUCGUUACAAGAUCAAACAGAAUUGGAGGAUAUUCACAACUCUGAACUAAGAGAUGCAGAGUACAAUCAGCAUUUUACUAAGAAUGUCCAGCACGGAAAGACUAAAGUAGCUAAUGAUCGCCAUUAUCAGUUAAACUUUCAUGAAAUCAACAGACAGAAGCAAUCCUCUUCUCAAAUAAAGACAGGCAGGUUCCUUGGAUUAAUUGACAACGAAAGUAUUUCCCCCCACAACGACUUCCCUCACAAGUCUCGAAGUCACGCAGCUGCUAAGAAAAGACAGCGACGAAGCGCUCAUGGCUUAGACGGCAGUUCCUUUCCGAGAGGAGGGACUCUGGUGACAGAUGGAAAUAAAGAAGAGAAACACAUGCAUAGUGGAGUUAAAAUGGGGGAGAUAGAAGCAGGGGCAUUGAACACAUAUAUCACUGUUGGUCAGCACAACAGCAUCUUGGUGGUACGAGAUGUCAGGUUCAGACUUGUCAUCACUCUGCCACGGGAUCAGCAUGAGCUCAAAACCUCAAAGUUUUUCAUCAUCAUCAGGUCCCGAGGUGGGAGCCCCAACACCACGUACGGGAACCUGUACUUCCGGCAGGACCAGCCUCACAUUGAUCUCUUUGUGUUCUUCUCCGUCUUCUUUUCGUGUUUCUUCCUUUUCCUGGCCGUUUGCGUCAUGCUGUGGAAAAUGAAGCAGACCUUUGAUGCUAGAAGGUCUCGCCAGAUGAGAGAAAGGGAGAUGGAGUGCAUGGCGUCAAGGCCGUUCGCAAGAAUACUUGUUUUGAUUGAGCAUGAUGACCCUUUGUACCUUCCCCUCUCCUUGGGCAUCAGUAGGCGAAGGUCGCGGCUGAGCCGCUACAGACACCAGUAUUACAACAACAAUGACAUCAACAACAUCAGCAGCCUGCCUCCUCCUAGAGAACUGCGGGUCAUCCCCAUUGCUAUCGAGCCCACAGAGGACGGCCUGGCUAGCGUUGGCACAGUCUUGUUUCAGCUUCCUGGUGGUUCUACUGCUCCAUCGCAGCUAUGUCUGGGCUCGGCUCUCACCACCCGCAUUAAUCCACCAAUCUUGACUCAAAAAUGUGUCAAUGUUCGGCGCAGAACUAGUGCAUCAUCAUGUUAGUACUUCCUGUUUUAUUCCAUAAAUCUUUCAUUUGUAAGAUUAAAUGACAAGACAAAGGCUCGAAUACUCUCAGGUAAUGUAUGAUAAUUAGCAGCCGCAGUACAACCACCUUAAGGUCUGCUUUUGGGAACUAAUCAAAGUUCUGUCCUUAGUUUGUAAUAAAUUCCCCCAAGGAACUAUGCUCAGUCAUUAUGAGUCAUAUUAGUGAGGUGUGUGACCAGUUCUGAUAAUCUUGACCAGUUGCACCAAUCUGGUUAUUCGUUCAGCUGAUAUUAUGCCUAAGCACAGAUACAUUUAACCUAAAAGUUUCCCCUUUUUAAUGUGCAAUUUUGUGUGAAGAUGUAAAAUGUUUAUUACCAUAUGAUUUUAAUUUGUAUGCUUGCAAUGAAACCCAAAAAAACAAAGGACAUAGAAGUGUUGUUGACUAAACUAAUACAAUAUUAAAUGUUGUCCCAUAAUGUAUGAUUGAUUUACAAGAUGGUAUCACAUUGAGCUGUACACGUUCAGCUCUGACAUCAGGGUAGCAAUGUUCUUUGGAUUCAGAUGAUACAUGACAGAGAGAAUACCAACAGACUUACUUCCCUUUGACCAUGUUCAGUUUAUUAUUUUGUAAUCAAAGCUUAGAAGCUUGUCUGUAUUUGUGACUUUGUUUU